Ustilaginoidea virens is the source of this 555-nucleotide messenger RNA. RefSeq lists its product as uncharacterized. Bases 1 to 555 code for a protein of 184 amino acids. The record is from RefSeq and is a predicted model, not a curated record. The transcript has a single exon. NCBI's taxonomy places the organism in Eukaryota, Fungi, Ascomycota, Sordariomycetes, Hypocreales, Clavicipitaceae.
AUGGCAUCCGGCACCUUCUUCGACGCCAAAAAGACUCUCCUGCUGUCGCCGUUCGUCUCGUCCACAUGCUCCCUCCUGUUCGCAUGGGACCAGCACGUCUUCCUGGGCAUCCUCACCCACGCGGAGCUGCGCGAUCGGGGCAAUGCCAUCUUGCCCACGUACUGGAGAGUCAUGUUCCCCUGGGGCCUGACCCAGGUCAUUGGCCUACUGGGAAUCACGACGUGGACAAGCAUCGGGGCCAUGGUGUGGAACAAGGACUUGCUGCGGAGGCGCGGUGCUCUGCCGUGGUACGCUGCCACGGCGGGAUUAGCAGUCGGCCACCUGGUCUUUGCGCCGUUUGUGGCCCCUCUGAUCAAGUUCAUGAUGGACGACGAGGGCGGGAGGCCGAUGGAGAGAAAGCGCGCCGAGCCGGGGCACAGGAACGUGGAGGCGCAGGGCGAGUGGUUGGGGUGGAACAUGACGAGGUUGCUGACGACGGACCUGGGGGCGUGGUUGUGCUGCGCGGUGGCGGUGACGAAGACGUUUUCGCUGGAGCAGCCGGCUGGAGCAUGCUGA